GGUGCGACAAAGGAGAUUGGUACAGCGCUAACCCGCGUCUGCUUACGUCACAGAGCCAUUGAGACCAGGAUGAAGACGUUUAUAAGCGCCCUAAUGGAUACCCUUAUAACUCCGCUAUCAGAACGCGCUGACGAAUGGCGUCGUGGGACCUGUACUACUGGUGCACUUAGCCGAGAGCAUGCGCGGGAAUGCAAGCGUGCUCGAGCUGAACUUAGACGCCGUGUCACUGAGGCACAAAGGCACGCGAGGAAGGCGAGGAGAGCGCCUCCUGAUGCAAAGAGACGAGCUGAUGUGUGCAUGCAGGACAUACAAGAACGUAAGCAACAGUUGGAGGAGAUGGAGGAGAAAGCAGUGAAGGCCGCGCUCAUCGAGGAACGAAGCCGCUUCUGUCACUUCGUGUCGCUCCUAAACCCCGUUGUGGAAUCUGAAGUGGCAAUGUUAGCGGAGGUCGGACAUUUACAAGAAGGCAGCGAGCAACUCAUCAGACAUACAGCUGAACCUAGGACACUGCCGGCUGCCAGUCUACAGGUGAUAUGCGAUAUAAAGUCCUGCUACAGCGGCUGGGCUGAGUCAGGGUCGGCGCCCCACUCACCGUCGGCCUCGUCCCGGCUCGGAAGUCGCAAGUCAUCACUCACCUCAAUAUCUUCAUUGAACAGCCAGUGUUCUGAUCAACAGCAUGGUGUAUCCGGUUCAACAGUGAGUUGCUCUACCCCGAUAUCGAACGCGUCCUCAGCGGGCACUAUCCCUGCUCCAUCCAGCGACUCUCAACACUGUCUAACACAGUCCGCGUUCCGGUUGUCGAGUGUCUGCAGCGCGGACUCCGGAUUUCGAUCGCAGGACGCACUACAGCGUCGCUCGCUCUACGUUGACAAUGGUUCAGACAAUCAGAGCGUCAGCAGCGAGUGUAUGACUCAGGCCAAGAGCCACACAGAGGACGAACACACGGACGAUGGACAUGACGUCAUCAGCAAUGCAGCAUCAGCGACUUGGCCAGAUCUGAAAGACACGGCGCAGUUCGAGAGAGCAGCCUCCGCCAUCAUGGGCGGGAGGCCACAUACUAUUUCAGCAGCGUACGAGCGCGGCCACCCCCGCGCGGCGCUGAGCGUGCACACGUUCAGUGCGGAGCUGGACGCGCGCGACGCACACAUCUACGCGCGCCCGCCGCUACCCACGCGAUGUUCCUCCCUGGAGCGUCCAGCAGUCCCCAACAAGUCCGGGAACGCCAACACUUGCCAACAAGAGUUCAAGCCGAGCAAACCAUCCUCACUACCACCGCAUCUUACUAAAGAAAUGCCACAAGCCCUGUACGUGAACAUGUCGGAGCUGGCCACGCUGGCCGCCUCGCGCGCCCAGCAACACAACGCCGACCACCCACCGCAAGAGAAGGUUUGCUCAGAAAGUAGUGCAAGCGAAUCUUCCCUUGAAUCGUCGAGCGGUUAUGGAAGCCAGGGCGCCUUCGCAGCCGAAGACCACGCCAUACAACACCAAGUCCAACAUGCUGACGUCGACUCGGAGAUCGUAACUCUUCGAAGAGAGAGUGAGUCAUCUGUGGCAGCUGCGAGAGAGAGUUUCUCUAUCUCCCUCGGCAGCUUAGAAGAAGCUGUCCGAUCUUUGGACGAAGCGAGUGAGACUCCGGCCUUUGCGACUAUUGGGAAGAAACCAGCUGUGCCUAAAAGGCGGCCUGUAUCCAUGUCUGCGACAGUAUGGUCCCGCCGCGGCUCAUCCAGCUCGUUGGGCAAGCCGCCGCCGCCGGUGCGACGCUCCUCGUCCAUAUCUAGGCCUCAACGACCUCCUUACGUGCAGAAUACACAAAGUCCUCAACUAUCGUCGAAUGAGGCCGAUAACCUGCCGCCUCCACCUGCUUUCCUGCUUCAACCCGACGGCGACACCGGUGAAUAUGACUCUCACUCCAACGUAGCAGAAACAGUGAAGCAACUAACCGAACUAAAACACAUGCCAGCAUCCCCCGGCCUGGUUCGACGCAAUCUGCAACAACUUCACCAAAAUCAGACCCAGCCACAAUCGCCUACGACGCCAUCCCUUUCAACGUUCCAACAGGCGAAAAGCAACUUCUCAUCUUCAACGAGCCUGAACAGUACAGGCAAUCUGAACCCCAUUUAUGGACAGACUGGACAUAAGAUAAUGGCCUAUGUCGAGAAUUCUAUGUACGUUCGGAAGAAUAGCUUGAAUAGCUCCAAUUCGGAUUUGAUUAAUGCCGGUAUAUACGCGGAAAGUCGCGGUUCUCCCCACGGGUCGUCGCCCUCAACACCGAGCUACGGAGAAAACAACUCGUUCUCGAGUUUCGGACCAAGAAUGUCCAAUGAAACUAGCCAUUAUGGACAGACUGGUUUCAAAGCACAACAAGACAAGAAAUACGGACAAAGCACGAUAUAUGCUCAACCCUCAGAGAUCAUAGCCGGCUUCAACAGUAUGGCGCGCCACGACACUCGACACGACACGCUCAGUCCGCUCGCACUGCGCAAGAACAUCGCCGCCAGGUCGCAUAGCGCGGACAGACAUCAUUUGGAACAAGGCGGCCUCAUCGCCCACCUGAGCGCGAAGCUGGCGCCGCAGCUGUCCCCGCGCACGUCGCGCCGCGCUGUGUCUACCAUCUCGCCCGCUGACACUCCCGCCAAGGGGAAAGGUACAAUCCCGGUGCAGCCCGCGUUCCUAGACAAGCUGUCGGCCACCAUACAGCACCAGCGGCGCCAGCUCGACAACUCGCGCGCCAAGUCCGUGCGGGACAUGAUCAAUGCUCACGCUCAGCCCGAUCCUCGUAUUUGCCACACGUCGCUAAUGGAACAAAUAAAACGCGGCGCAACGUUACGUCGCAACAAACACUGCAACGACAGAUCUGCGCCCAAAAUACGCUAG
This is a messenger RNA of Spodoptera littoralis (African cotton leafworm), 2874 nucleotides long. The record is from the annotation of a GenBank genome assembly. NCBI's taxonomy places the organism in Eukaryota, Metazoa, Arthropoda, Insecta, Lepidoptera, Noctuidae.